AUCGAGGGAGCCCAGCCCAGUCGUCGUAGUGGCGAGAAUUGGUUGAGCGGUUAUAUGAGCAUGAACAAGAUGCUGCAGACGGUCAAGCGCCGUCUGAGUAACUCAUCCGAGGGGGACCUCGCCGCGGUAAGCCAGCUGCAGCUGGCGUCGGCGACCAGCAUGGGGGUGGGGUCGUCCCAGGGAACUGCGCGCGAUGACGGCAUUGAAAACGUGGCGCGAUCCGACGUGUCGCUGCCAAAGCGCGAACGCCGCCGCAGUUCGCUGGUCCGCAAUCAAAAGGUGGCGGCGUUGAAGGAUCUCCCUCAUCUCAAAGACACCAACAUGCAAAAGCGGGAGGCGCUGUUCCAGCAAAAGCUCGAAUUGUGCUCGGUGCUGUUCAAUUUCGAAGAUGCCGCGUCCGACAAGAAGGGUAAAGAUCUCAAGCGGCAAACUUUGUUGGAACUCGUCGACUACGUAAACAAUGCUGGCGGCCAGAAGAUCUUCACGGAAGCGUUGAUGCCCGACAUUAUGGGCAUGGUGUCGGCCAAUAUUUGCCGCGCGCUGCCGCCACAAACCGAAGACUUCGACCCCGAAGAAGACGAACCAGUGCUCGAACCCUCCUGGCCCCAUUUGCAGGUCGUGUACGAGUUCUUCUUGCGUUUCAUCGUGUCGGGGGAAGUCAACGCCAAGGUGGCCAAGAAGUUUGUCGACCAAAAGUUUUGCUCGAACGUGAUCGAGCUGUUUGACAGUGAAGACCCGCGAGAGCGCGACUACCUCAAGACGAUCCUCCAUCGCAUCUACGGCAAGUUCAUGUCGCACCGGUCGUUCAUUCGCAAGGCGAUUUCGAACGUGUUUUACCGGUUCGUGUACGAAACGGAGCGGCACAACGGCGUGGGGGAGCUGCUCGAGAUCCUCGGGAGCAUCAUCAACGGGUUUGCGAUGCCACUCAAGCGCGAGCACCUCCAGUUCCUCGUGAAAGCGCUGGUGCCGCUGCACAAGCCCAAGUGCGUGAGCUUGUACCACCAACAAUUGUCGUACUGCAUCACGCAAUACGUCGAGAAGGACCCCGACACGGCGAUCCCCAUCAUCUCAGGCAUCGUCAAGUUUUGGCCAUGGGCGUGCUCGUCCAAACAAGUGCUGUUUUUGAACGAACUGGAAGAGAUCCUCGAGCUUAUGGGGCCCGACCAGCUGCAGCAGAUUCACAAGGACCUGUUCCGAGUCUUGUCCAAGUGCCUCGGGAGCCAGCACUUUCAAGUGAGCGAGCGCGCUUUGUUUCUGUGGAAUAACGAGCACCUGGUCAACAACGGAUGCCUUAGCCGCCAGCACGCCGCGCUGAUUCUGCCCGUGAUAUAUGGCCCGUUAUACAAAAACUCUCUCGGCCACUGGAACACGACUGUGGAAGGCCUCGCGCAGAACGUGCUCAAGCUGUACAUGGACUACGACAUGGCGCUGUUUGACAAGUGCGCCAAGGAAUUCCUGGCCAAGGAGGAGCGGGUCGUCGAGAAGGGCAACGCACAGGCCGACAAGUGGAAAAAGAUAGAGACUCUCGCCCAAGCCAAGACGCGGGAACAUUGAGGACCCUGAUAUAUUUGAACAGACCGGGCUCCAUCCACCCUACUACUCCUCGAGACAUAAGACACACAUGUUAUAUUCCUAUAAAUUGGCUUUGGAUGGUGGGGGGUGGGGGGGGUCACUAGUCAGUACUAGACCAUUUAGCAGUUAAGUUGGACGAAUGCCCGAAAUAUUUGGCCGUGCAUCCGAUAUAUUUGGUGGUGUGCCCUAUAUUUAGCCAUGCGCCCAAGUAAUUGGCCAUCUGCCCGACGAAUUAUGUCGUGUGCCCGAUGAAAAUGGAAUAACUCAAAUUAAUA
This is a messenger RNA of Aphanomyces astaci, 1847 nucleotides long. RefSeq lists its product as hypothetical. The coding region runs from base 55 to 1554 and encodes 499 amino acids. Gene Ontology annotation, cellular component: protein phosphatase type 2A complex. Gene Ontology annotation, biological process: signal transduction. NCBI's taxonomy places the organism in Eukaryota, Oomycota, Saprolegniomycetes, Saprolegniales, Verrucalvaceae. The transcript is spliced from 4 exons. The record is from RefSeq and is a predicted model, not a curated record. Gene Ontology annotation, molecular function: protein phosphatase regulator activity.